This is a messenger RNA of Cucurbita pepo subsp. pepo (vegetable marrow), 1989 nucleotides long. RefSeq names its product putative CoA ligase CCL5. Gene Ontology annotation, cellular component: peroxisome. NCBI's taxonomy places the organism in Eukaryota, Viridiplantae, Streptophyta, Magnoliopsida, Cucurbitales, Cucurbitaceae. The record is from RefSeq and is a predicted model, not a curated record. Gene Ontology annotation, molecular function: CoA-ligase activity.
AUUAUUAUUAUUGUUUUCAGAAGAAGUUUGGCCCGUCAACGACGGCGGCUCCACAGCUUCUAUACAAGCCAACUCCGACUCAAUCCCCCACUACCCAAAAUCAAUCUCAAAGCUCAGUUACAAAAUUCCCUUUUCUCCGGCAACCAGAUGGCGGAACACGGCGGCGAAAUAGAUCCUAGGAGCGGGUUCUGCAAAUCCACCAAAAUCUUCCACAGCAAGCGCCACCCAAUCCCUCUCCCCCCGAACCAAUCACUCGAUGCCACGACCUUCAUCUCUUCCCGCCCUCACAACGGCAAAAUCGCCCUCAUCGACGCCACCACCGGCCAACACAUAACCUAUUCCCACCUCUGGGAAGCCGUCGAUUCCGUCGCCUCUGCUCUCUCCGACAUGGGAAUCCGAAAAGGCCACGUCAUCCUCCUCCUCUCCCCUAACUCCAUUUUCUUCCCCAUCAUUUGCCUCGCCGUCAUGUCCAUCGGCGCCAUCAUCACCACCACAAAUCCCCUCAAUACUCCCCAAGAAAUCGCCAAGCAGAUCGCCGAUUCAAAACCCAUUUUAGCUUUCACAACCCAACAAUUACUCCCCAAAAUCGCCAGCUCCAAAUUGCCAAUCGUCCUUAUUGACGGCGAAAUUCAUACCCCCUCAGUCAAAAUCGUGUCCACGUUGAACGAAAUGAUGAGGAAAAAACCCAGUGAGAGUAGAAUCAAAGAACGGGUUGAGCAAAACGACACAGCGACUCUGCUUUAUUCGUCUGGAACGACAGGGGCGAGCAAGGGCGUAGUGUCGUCUCAUAAAAAUUUAAUUGCGAUGGUUCAAGUGGUCGUGACGAGGUUCAGAUUAAGCGAAGGGGAAGGGACUUUUAUCUGUACGGUUCCGAUGUUUCAUAUCUAUGGACUCGUGGCCUUCGCGACGGGGCUGCUGUCUUCAGGAUCCACGAUCAUCGUCUUGUCCAAAUUCGAAAUUCAUGAGAUGUUGUCUGCGAUUGAGAAGUACAGGGCAACGUAUCUGCCACUUGUGCCCCCGAUUCUAGUGGCGCUAGUGAACGCCGCCGAGCAGAUAAAGGGCAAGUACGAUUUGAGCUCCUUGCACACGGCGUUGUCCGGCGGAGCGCCGCUGGGGAAGGAGGUCAUUGAGGGUUUUGUUGAGAAAUAUCCGAAUGUUGCGAUUCUUCAGGGGUAUGGGUUAACGGAGUCCACCGGAAUAGGAGCUUCCACUGAUUCUCUGGAGGAGAGCCGCCGGUAUGGCACGGCGGGGCUUUUGUCUCCGAGCACUGAGGCAAUGAUUGUUGAACCGGAAACUGGCGAGGCUCUGCCCGUGAACCGGACCGGAGAGCUUUGGCUCAGAGGACCCACCGUUAUGAAAGGGUAUUUUGGUAAUGUGGAGGCUACAGCCUCAACGCUCGACUCAAAGGGAUGGUUGAGAACGGGCGACCUGUGUUACAUCGAUCAAGAUGGUUUUAUUUUUGUGGUUGAUAGGCUCAAAGAACUCAUCAAAUACAAGGGUUAUCAGGUGCCUCCAGCAGAAUUAGAGGCGUUAUUACUCACACAUCCUAAUAUCUCUGAUGCAGCUGUGAUCCCUUUUCCAGACAAGGAGGUUGGGCAGUAUCCAAUGGCUUACGUGGUAAGAAAGGGUGGAAGUGACAUUUCACAUGAAGAUGUAAUGCAAUUCGUGGCAAAACAGGUGGCGCCGUACAAGAGAAUCCGGCGGGUGGCUUUUGUGGAUUCCAUUCCCAAAAAUCCGUCCGGUAAGAUCUUGAGAAAGGAUCUCAUAAAGCUUGCAACCUCUAGACUCUGAAUCAUCUGGCCUUGGAAGAAUCUGGACCGUUGAUGAUACCGCGGAGAUUCUGAUUUGAUUUCAUCGAGCGGAGUUGCUUUUAAUGGCUCGCAUAUAUGCAAGGCAAAGGGUUAUAAUGCUGAUUCGGACGCUGUCGUUUUGAUAUUCUGUCUGUCGGCUGCAUUUACUUUUUUUUUUUUUUUUUUUUUUUAAUUUAUU